AGUUACUACCACUUUCUCGCCUCACAACAAAUUGCGUUACCGUUGCUAGUUUCAAUUGAAUCAUUGACCGAAAUGAUUGGGGAACUGAUCAUAGUUUCGUUGUGCACAAUGUACGUUAAAUCUACAGCCAUUGAUUAUAAUAACAAACGCCAAGCAAUAAUAGAUGCCGAGCAAAAGUACGCUACUGGUGGACAUGCAUUUCUAACAGCAAAAGAAUCUCAAGCCAACGAAAUAUUGCUAAAUUUUAAAAAUCACUACAUUACUGAGGCAUCGGUUAAUCCCGAAUCGUAUGCUCCAGGAAUGCAUUUUUUUCGUGCAAAACCUUUGAUUGAUAAAAGUGACGUUUUCAAAAUUAUAAAGGAGAUUCCGAAAGGCUCAGUGUUACACCUGCACAACGUGGCAGCGGUUAGCUCGGAAUGGAUUAUUAAAAACCUGACAUACCAACCGGAAGCCAAACUUUGUGAAAUAAACGGCAAGUUUUACUUUACUACAAGGACAUCAAAAUUUUGUCCGCAAGAAUCUGUCAGAAGUAUUCAACAACUAAGAAAGGAAAAUGGUACAGCAGAAUCUUUUGACCUCUGGUUGGAAUCACUAAUAAAUCUCAAACUCCGCAAGCCCAACCUGAUGCAUGCAUCUAUCAACAACGUGUGGGAUGAAUUUGAACAAAUGUUUUCAGCUGUUAAGGAUUUGGUUUCCUACAAACCCUUCUUUGAGGCUUUUCAUACACAGCUUUUGAAAGAGUUUUAUGAGGAUAAUGUCUUCUAUAUCGAGUUACGAAUGUCACUAUCGCGAUUGUACGAUGCGACUGACAAAGUAUACGACGAGUUUGAAGUUGCAAAAAUCGUUAGGAAUAUUGUGCACACAUUCAAAGAAACCAAUCCGGAUUUUAUAGGAGCAAAAAUUAUUUAUUCCAAACAUCGUGGGAUGGACAGUAAAGCAGCACAGGAUCAACUGCACACCUUCGCCAGAUUGAACAGCGAGGAAUUUCCUAACUUUGUGAUUGGAUUUGAUCUAGUUGGACAGGAAGAUAUCAACCAACCAUUGACCAUAUUUAUGGAUGGACUGCGCACAUUUCAAAAGACGACCGCUUACUUCUUCCAUGCAGGAGAAACUAAUGGGUACGGGACCGAGGCAGAUCUUAACUUGGUGGACGCCAUCCUACUGAAUACUCGACGAAUCGGCCAUGGUUACUCUUUGUACAAACAUCCUGCGCUUUGGCGGGCGGUGAAAAGUAAAGGAAUUGCACUUGAAGUAUGCCCUUUGUCCAACCAAGUGCUACGACUGGUAGACGAUCUCAGAAAUCAUCCGGCGGUGUUUUAUGUGUCUGAAAGCGUCCCUAUUGUUAUAUCAUGCGAUGAUCCAGGCUUUUGGGAUAGCAAAGGAAUCAGCUACGAUUUCUAUUAUGCAUUCAUGGCAAUCGCUUCAAAUUCAGCUGGAAUCGGGUUUCUCAAGCAGAUUGUAUGGGAUUCGGUUCGGUAUAGCUCACUAACGCCGCAAGAAAGACAACAGUUUGCGCAAAUACUGCAGCUAAGAUGGGAUCGGUUUGUGGAUAAUUUGGUAUCGGGGAAAUUUAUUUCCGAUGAUUGUGUUUCUGUUUAGAGUUAUCACUUCAAGUACUUGUACGUUUUUGUCGAAUGAAAUUUCUGCAGCAUAUCGCAAUUUGGUCGUAGCAUCUUCUGAAGCUAUGAAUACCUUGUUCCUGUUUGUGAAAUAAAAUAAAUGUUUGUUAAAUAAUCUCAA
Topomyia yanbarensis is the source of this 1740-nucleotide messenger RNA. Its product is annotated as adenosine deaminase 2-like. Gene Ontology annotation, molecular function: adenosine deaminase activity. The coding region runs from base 73 to 1599 and encodes 508 amino acids. Lineage: Eukaryota; Metazoa; Arthropoda; Insecta; Diptera; Culicidae. The transcript is spliced from 6 exons. Gene Ontology annotation, biological process: adenosine catabolic process; inosine biosynthetic process. The record is from RefSeq and is a predicted model, not a curated record.